UGGCUCCAUGAAAUUCAAAAUUAUUUGAGCCCCUCCACCACCAGAAAUUCCCAGAAAGGAACUCCUCUCUUUCCCUUCUCCGAAUCCUCCCCACUCAACUCACUGACCCUUGGGUUUAUUGUCUCAUAAACCCUCUUAUGUUGUAAGCUAGAUUGGGUAGUCUUCCUUGGGCUGUUGAUUUUGCGGUUAUCCUUCGAGGUCUUUGAAUCUAGAGGAAGAAUGUAUAUCAAGGAGAUAUGCUUGGAAGGGUUCAAAUCAUAUGCGACGAGGACAGUAGUCCAGGGUUUCGAUCCUUUCUUUAAUGCUAUCACGGGAUUGAAUGGGUCCGGCAAGUCGAAUAUCCUCGAUUCGAUCUGCUUUGUGUUGGGCAUAACAAAUUUGCAGCAGGUUCGUGCAGCAAACCUUCAGGAGCUGGUUUACAAGCAAGGGCAAGCUGGCAUUACUAAGGCUACUGUGUCUAUUGUGUUUGAUAACUCUGACAGGAGCAGGAGUCCCCUAGGAUAUGUGGAUCAUUCUGAGAUCACUGUAACAAGACAGAUUGUGGUUGGUGGAAGGAACAAGUAUCUGAUUAACGGAAAGCUUGCGCAGCCUAGUCAAGUUCAAAACCUUUUCCAUUCAGUGCAGCUGAAUGUUAACAAUCCACAUUUUCUCAUUAUGCAAGGACGCAUCACAAAGGUCUUAAAUAUGAAGCCCCCUGAGAUUUUAUCCAUGCUGGAAGAAGCUGCUGGGACUAGAAUGUAUGAGACAAAGAAAGAUGCAGCAUUGAAAACACUUGAGAAGAAGCAGACUAAGGUUGAUGAGAUAAAUAAGCUUCUUGAUCAGGAAAUACUUCCUGCUUUGGAGAAGUUGAGGAAGGAAAGGAUGCAAUAUAUGCAGUGGGCCAAUGGAAAUGCUGAAUUAGACCGACUCAAAAGAUUUUGCAUUGCUUAUGAAUAUGUUCAAGCAGAGAAGAUUAGGGACUCUGCAGUUGGUGAGGUGGAACAAAUAAAAGCCAAGAUUGUUGAGAUUGAUAAUGACAAAGAAAAGACACAGUUGGAAAUACAGGAAAUGGAGACAAAAAUAUCUCAAUUGACUGCUGAAAAAGAAGCUAAUAUGGGAGGGGAAGUAAAGAUUUUGUCAGAGAAAGUACAUGCUCUCUCUCAAGAUCUUGUGCGUGAAGUAUCUGUGCUGAACAAUAAGGAGGACACUUUAACGAGUGAAAAUGAGAAUUCUGAGAAGCUUGUCUGCAGUAUUGAAGACUUAAAGCAAUCUGUGGAAGAGAGAGCCAGUGCUGUGAGAAAUUCUGAAGAAGGAGCAGCUGAUCUCAAAAAGAAAGUUGAGGAACUCUCAAAGAGUUUGGAAGAACAUGAGAAGGAUUACCAAGGCGUUCUAGCUGGGAAGAGCAGUGGAAAUGAGGAGAAAUGCCUUGAAGAUCAGCUAACUGAAGCAAAGGUGGCAGUUGGGAAUGCAGAAACAGAAUUGAAACAGUUGAAAACAAAAAUCAGCCAUUGCGAAAAGGAGCUGAAAGAGAAAAAGCAUCAGUUAAUGUCAAAACGUGAGGAAGAAGUUGCCAUAGAGAAUGAACUUAAUGCCAGAAAAAAAGAUGUGGAAAAUGUUAAAUUGGCAUUAGAAUCUCUUCCCUACAUGGAGGGCCAGAUGGAAGCUAUGCAAAAGGAUCGGGCAUCUGAAAUGGAGUUGAUGCAGAAGUUGAAAGACAAAAUACGGGAUCUUUUAGCACAGCUGUCAAAUGUUCAAUUCACAUACCGUGAUCCUGUGAAAAACUUUGAUAGAUCAAAAGUGAAAGGUGUGGUAGCAAGGCUUAUCAAAGUAAAGGAUAGCUCUACAAUGACUGCCUUAGAGGUUACUGCUGGUGGCAAGUUAUUUAAUGUUGUUGUAGACACUGAAAAUACAGGAAAGCAACUACUUCAAAAUGGUGAUCUUCGGAGAAGAGUAACAAUUAUUCCUUUGAACAAAAUUCAAUCUCGCACUGUACCACAAAAAGUUCAGCAGGCUGCUGGUAGAUUGGUUGGCAAGGGAAAUGCAGGACUGGCACUUUCUUUAGUUGGUUAUGAUGAGGAUUUAAGAAAUGCUAUGGAAUAUGUUUUUGGUUCGACCUUUGUUUGCAAAACCAUUGACGCAGCAAAGGAGAUUGCUUUUAAUCGAGAGAUUUCCACACCCAGUGUCACUCUUGAAGGUGAUAUAUUUCAACCCAGUGGUCUUUUAACCGGUGGAAGCCGCAAGGGUGGUGGUAAUUUGUUAAGGCAACUUCAUGAAUUGGCAGAGGCUGAAUCAGACCUUUUACUACAUGAAAGAAAAUUAUCUGAAAUUGAAGCAAAGAUUAUGGACAUCUUGCCUCUUCAUAAAAAGUUCAUAGAUCUUAAAAAACAGCUAGAGCUUAAACAGUAUGACCUGACAUUAUUUCAGGGCAGAGCUGAGCAAAAUGAGCAUCAUAAGCUUGGUGAGUUAGUAAAGAAGAUUGAGCAGGAGCUUGAAGAAGCAAAUUCCAUGGUCAAAGAAAAGCAAGUUGCGUACAAUGAUUGUGUUAGUAUGGUUUUGAUGCUUGAGAAAUCAAUCAAAGAGCAUGAUAAUAAUCGAGAAGGCAGGCUGAAAGACUUGCAAAAAAAAAUUAAGGCUAUAAAAUCCGAAGUGCAGUUAGCUUCAAAGGAGCUCAAGGGUCAUGAGAAUGAAAGAGAGAGACUUAUUAUGGAACAAGAAGCUGUCUUUAAAGAACAGAUAUCUUUGGAGAGUCAAUUAAAUUCAAUGAGAAUGCAAAUUACCCAUCUCAAUUUGGAAGUGGACGAACAAAAAGCCAAGGUUGUUUCCAUUCGUAAAGAUCAUGAUCAAGUUCAAUCUGAGCUCAAUUUGAUCCGUCAAAAGAUGAAGGAAUGUGAUUCUCAGAUUAGUAGCAUUUUGAAGGAGCAGAAACAACUUGAACAUAAUGUCGGCGAGAUAAAGCUUGAGAGGAAGAAACUAGAAAAUGAGGUGAAAAGAUUGGAAAUGGAACAGAAAGAUUGCUCUAUGAAGGUGGACAAAUUAAUUGAGAAGCACGCCUGGAUUGCUGCUGAGAAACCACUAUUUGGAAGAAGUGGGACAGAUUAUGAUUUCAUGUCCCGUGAUCCCUAUAAGGCAAGGGAAGAACUUGAGAAAUUGCAAGCUGAACAAUCAGGCCUUGAGAAAAGGGUGAACAAGAAGGUUAUGGCUAUGUUUGAGAAAGCAGAAGAUGAGUACAAUGAAUUAAUGUCCAAGAAAAACAUCAUUGAGAAUGACAAGUCUAAAAUCAAGAAGGUCAUAGAAGAGCUUGAUGAGAAAAAGAAGGCAACUCUCAAAGUUACUUGGACUAAAGUCAACAAUGACUUUGGAUCCAUUUUUUCUACACUCUUGCCUGGGACCAUGGCAAAGCUAGAACCGCCUGAAGGUUGCAGUUUCCUGGAUGGUCUGGAGGUUCGUGUUGCAUUUGGAGGUGUUUGGAAACAGUCGUUGUCAGAAUUGAGUGGAGGUCAACGUUCUCUGCUUGCCCUUUCUCUAAUCUUGGCACUUCUUCUCUUCAAGCCAGCUCCACUUUAUAUCCUCGAUGAGGUAGAUGCAGCUCUUGAUUUAAGCCACACGCAGAACAUAGGGAGAAUGAUCAAAGCUCAUUUCCCACAUUCCCAGUUUAUUGUAGUGUCAUUAAAAGAAGGCAUGUUCAACAACGCAAACGUUCUUUUCCGAACAAAAUUUGUGGAUGGUGUCUCAACUGUCCAGAGGACCGUUGCUUCGAAGCAGAAUAAAUGAAUUGCUAGUUUGGGGUACUUCGUUGUAGUUUUAUUAUUUCCAUCCACAUACACAUGUUUGAUGGAAUUAUUGUUGUAGUUAGUGUUCUGAGAUUGUCCACUAACCGAUAAUGCUUAUUUAAUCCAUAUGUAAUUAAUUAACCAAAGUUGUAAGUGCGACACAGUUUCUAUUUCUAAAAUUCAUGUUUUCCAA
Manihot esculenta (cassava) is the source of this 3942-nucleotide messenger RNA. Its product is annotated as structural maintenance of chromosomes protein 2-1. The transcript is spliced from 20 exons. Gene Ontology annotation, molecular function: ATP binding; ATP hydrolysis activity; protein binding. Gene Ontology annotation, cellular component: chromosome. NCBI's taxonomy places the organism in Eukaryota, Viridiplantae, Streptophyta, Magnoliopsida, Malpighiales, Euphorbiaceae. Gene Ontology annotation, biological process: chromosome organization. The record is from RefSeq and is a predicted model, not a curated record. The coding region runs from base 220 to 3750 and encodes 1176 amino acids.